AUCUUACUAGUGCAGCACACGCGCGCCGGCUGAUGUGGCUGAACUUUAUAGACUGUCCACACAAAAAUAGAACAAGAAAAAGUCGCCGGCGUAAAACGCACUCAGUUGAUCUCUAUAAAGCAUUGUAACACAACAGUGCAGAGUUGUUGGGCUCUGCACCGCCGCUACGUGUCCUCCAUCAACAGCCUUCCUUCAUUGGCCACAAUCACCGGUGCACUUCGGUAGUUGAUGGGCCAUGGCCGAACCAUCGGUACCGGAAACUGGAUUGAGAGGGAAGAAGAUGUGGAGAAUGAUCUUUGCUGUUUCUGGAAUUAUGACUACUCUUGUCAUUUACGGUCUAUUACAGGAGAAGAUAAUGAGAGUCCCUUAUGGGGUAAACAGGGAGUAUUUUAGGUACUCACUAUUUCUUGUUUUCUGCAACCGCCUUACAACAUCAGCUGUCUCUGCUGGGUCUUUGUUGGCAAGUAAAAAAGCGUUGAAUCCUGUUGCUCCAGUUUAUAAGUAUUGUCUCGUAUCUGUCUCAAACAUUCUAACCACAACGUGUCAGUAUGAGGCCCUCAAGUAUGUAAGCUUCCCAGUUCAAACGCUUGCAAAGUGCGCUAAAAUGAUACCUGUUAUGAUUUGGGGGACUAUCAUCAUGCAAAAGAGAUACAAGGGACCUGACUAUUUGUUUGCUUUUCUAGUGACACUGGGUUGUUCAGUAUUUAUAUUAUUCCCGGCUGGAUCAGACAUUAGUCCAUACAACAGAGGGAGGGAAAACACUGUAUGGGGUGUUUCCUUGAUGAUCAGCUAUCUUGGGUUUGAUGGCUUUACAAGCACAUUUCAAGAUAAGUUAUUCAAAGGCUAUGAUAUGGAAAUACACAAUCAAAUAUUCUACACAGCAUUUUGUUCUUGUGUUCUCAGCUUCACAGGUCUAAUACUAGAAGGACAUCUACUUCCGGCAAUAGAUUUUGUUUAUCGCCAUAAUGAUUGUUUCUUUGACAUCUUGUUACUUUCUACUGUAGCUACCACCAGUCAGUUCUUCAUUUCUUACACAAUUCGCACAUUUGGUGCCCUCACAUUUGCCACCAUAAUGACCACAAGACAGCUGGUGAGCAUCAUGCUCUCAUGUGUGUGGUUUUCCCAUCCACUUAGCUGGGAACAGUGGAUCGGAUCAGUUAUUGUUUUUGGUUCCCUAUAUGUAAAAAGCUUCUUGAGAAAUGUACCGAAGCCUCAACCUCCUGAGCUUCCUAUGGAAAACAUGCAAAUUGUUGCUUCUGAUCCUGUGAAGGGGAACCCUUGAUAAAAUUCCUCAAUAAUAAUCUUCUGGCUUAACAAUGUUUUGCGGGAGUUGCAAUCAGCAGUUGCAACCUCUUAAUUGUCAAGUGAUAGAGGAAGCUUAAGUUAUAGGUGUAAAGCUGCAUUUUGGAGAUGGCGAACUUGGCACAAAAGGCAUGGCAGCAAAUACAGGUAACAGUAUUGAAGUUGAUAGAGUUGAAGAGAUAUUUGAUAACCCCUCAAUUUUUCGGUAGGGACAAUAACUAAAGAUAGACUACAGAAAGCAAGAAAAAGGUUUUUUUUUUUUUUUUAAUUAUUUUUUCCCAUUUGAUUUUUGUUUUGUUGUCCGCAUACAAAUGAUGUAGAAGAUGAAUUAGGCAUCAACUGAAUCAGCUUGUCUUUGUUGCACAUUGUUUUUUUUCUCUUAACAAAAAACAAGAUCAAAACGAAAGGAAAAAUAGAUGAAGCUUUUAUGAGUCAACUCAAAAUUGUGUCUGCCUUGGCUUGUAAACCAUUCAUGUUAUUUUGGUACGCUAUGUACUUGGUGCAAUUUUAGUGAUGAUGCAGAAAAAUAAAUAUU
Pistacia vera is the source of this 1837-nucleotide messenger RNA. RefSeq names its product UDP-galactose/UDP-glucose transporter 5B-like. The transcript is spliced from 12 exons. Bases 236 to 1282 code for a protein of 348 amino acids. Gene Ontology annotation, biological process: transmembrane transport. NCBI's taxonomy places the organism in Eukaryota, Viridiplantae, Streptophyta, Magnoliopsida, Sapindales, Anacardiaceae. Gene Ontology annotation, cellular component: endoplasmic reticulum membrane; Golgi membrane. The record is from RefSeq and is a predicted model, not a curated record. Gene Ontology annotation, molecular function: 3'-phosphoadenosine 5'-phosphosulfate transmembrane transporter activity.